Lentinula edodes (shiitake mushroom) is the source of this 1344-nucleotide messenger RNA. RefSeq lists its product as uncharacterized. The coding region runs from base 1 to 1344 and encodes 447 amino acids. The transcript has 5 exons. NCBI's taxonomy places the organism in Eukaryota, Fungi, Basidiomycota, Agaricomycetes, Agaricales, Omphalotaceae. Gene Ontology annotation, molecular function: D-amino-acid oxidase activity; FAD binding. The record is from RefSeq and is a predicted model, not a curated record.
AUGAAUAACUCUGAGAACGUUCUGCCAGGAUCGGAAAACAAAUCGAAUAUCAAAAACGUAGUCGUCUUGGGAGCUGGCGUAGUCGGCCUCACAACGGCUAUAACUAUCCUCGAAUCGAACUCGAAACGCAAUCUGAACUAUAGAGUAACGAUCCUCGCCUCGCAACUACACACUGACCCAAAAUCUAUCGCUUACACGAGUCAUUGGGCUGGGGCACACCAUGUUUCUCAUUCUACAGGAACUGGAGUCUCCGCACCAGACGCCAAUUCCUCAACUUAUACCACCGAGCACCCAGAGCAAUUAACCAUCGACCAAGAAACUUUUCGUGUCAUGUGGGACUUAUCCUCAAAGGAAAGCGAUGCGGAGAAAUGUUUUAUGAGGAUUGAACAGGUGGAGUAUUAUCAUGAAGAGAUUCCUAUCGAUGAGAAUACUGGGGAGAGGAAGCAUCAUUUGGGCUGGUAUCCUGAUUUCAAGAUACUCUCACCUUCAACUCUUGAAUCGUCUCCGCUAUCACUCGCUGAUCUAAGCGUUCACUCCGGCGUAUCGUUCAAUACUCUAACCAUUGACCCGCCCGUUUACCUUCGGUAUCUCUACGACCGAUUCAUUCAGAAGGGUGGAAAGGUAGUAAAGGGGCGAGUUGAUGAUAUUAAAGAUAUCAAGGGCGUUCAGCGUGUGUUACGCGAAGCCAUCGAAAGUUCUGAUGAUACCCCCCCGCCCAUCGAUGCCCUGAUAAACUGCACCGGGCUCGGUUCUCUCACGCUCCCUGGUGUCCAAGACGAGGCUAUGUACCCUCUCCGAGGUCAAACUGUUCUUAUGAGGACACCGUGGGUCAAUUUCGGUAGGACGUUGAGUAAAAAAGGGAAAGAUGGCAAAGAGGAUCUAUGGACGUAUAUCAUUCCGAGAAGGAGUGGGGAUGUAAUCAUUGGCGGCACCAAAUCGCCCAACGAUUUCUUCCCUACUCCCCGUCCAGAGACUACACUAGACAUCUUGCGGAGAGGGGUGAGGCUUUGUCCCGAGCUGCUGCAUCCUCCACCACCGACUGCUUCCACCAAUGGCGCUUAUACUCCUAUUACUCCUAUAACAUUGACCCCAGACGCUCUCGACAACCUCUCCGACACUGACUUCCUCAACCUCGUCGAACCCUUCAUAAUCGAAGCCGGGUGUGGCUUUCGGCCUGCGAGGAAGGGAGGGUUAAGGCUGGAGGUUGAGUGGAUUGUUCAGUCCGAGACUGGAUCUGCACCGCAGAUACCUCUCGUUCACAAUUACGGCCACGCAGGGUCUGGAUUUCAGAGCUCGUGGGGGAGCGCGACGCGUGCGAUGAGUUUAUUGGAAGGAGCGUUGUAG